Messenger RNA from Drosophila virilis, 3395 nucleotides. Its product is annotated as protein Cep78 homolog. The record is from RefSeq and is a predicted model, not a curated record. NCBI's taxonomy places the organism in Eukaryota, Metazoa, Arthropoda, Insecta, Diptera, Drosophilidae. Gene Ontology annotation, cellular component: centrosome. Gene Ontology annotation, molecular function: protein binding.
ACGAGCUGGCAAGACAAAAUAAAUCAAGCAACACAAUUUUCUGACAAUAAUCCAGUUCCUUCGUCUAAACACAUACUCGCAUAGUUCCAAUUCAAAAAAUAAUAAAAGCCGCGUUGUAGCAAUCAAUCAAUUAUCAAAAAUCUUCACAAGUUACGUUUACCUUUCUUCGUUUUGCGGUCGGCCAGUUUAAAUUUUGCAGUUGCAUUUGCUUAUUAUAUUGAGAAAAACAUAAAAAAAAAAGAAAACAAGAAACACGUUAUAAACCACAACUGGACAGCCAAUUCGCCAGCGAAUUUGGUCGGCUUUGGCCAAAAGCAAACCAAGCACAAAGAAGAAGAAUACAGCUGGACCGAGGUCACGGAAUAAUACGAUUCCCAGUAAUCAGCUCGUGACCGGAACUGUAUUUGGUUGCUCAGUAGGCAAAGCCUUUGAUGAUUACAAAUGUCUGUCUGUUAAAGUACUCGUAACAAAUCAAAAUAUUUUAUAUAUUUAUAAUCUUCGCAAUUCGAGUACAAACACGGACGUGCUGUAUAUGUGUUAUAUUUUUUAUGUCUGAAAAUUUGGGGGAACUCUAGGAUUAUCAAACGAUACCGUGAAAACUGUGCACUAUUCUCAAGCAAGAAAUUGAAUGCCAACAUGUCUAUGUUUCGUGCACGCGAGACCAAGAAGAGGGCUAGUGUGGUGGUAUCGGUGCCUCCGCUGGUGAAGAAGUCGAGCAAGAGCCGUUCCUUUCAUUUUCGUUAUUUAGAGCUUUGUCGCGCCAAGAACUUGACACCAGUGCCAGACAUACGCUCAAAUCCCAAUGCUACCACAUUCCUAGACUUGUUGGGCGAUAAGCUGGGCGUCAGUGAAUGGCUACUGAUCAUCGAGGCGCUGCACUACGAUCUUGUGCUCCAAACCCUGGUGAUACGCAUGCGCCGCACCAAUGGCAACAAUAUCGUUUUACCCAUCGACACGGAGAACCGAGCACGACUCUUCCGUCAAAAGCCGGUUAUAUAUACGCGCUUUAUUUUUAACAGUCUUGUCGAGGCAAUUGCCAAUUGCGUAAAGCUUAACAAGAAUCUAACCGUACUAAAACUAGAGGGUCUGCCGCUGCAGGAUAGCUAUAUUGAGUGCAUUGCCCAGUCGCUUGCCUCGAAUGACUGCCUCAAGGAGGUGAGCUUCCAGAAAUCUUACAUUGGGGACAAGGGCUGCGAGGCGGUUUGCGGCACCGUCAAAUAUCUGAAUCAUGUGGAAAUCUUCAAUGUUUCCGAAUGCAAUAUAAGCCCAAAGGGUGCUGAAUAUGUCGCCGAUAUGAUUAAGAUGCAAAAGAUUACGCGUUUCUCAGAGGGCUGGGAGAAGUCGCUGCGCUAUCGCAGUGUGGAUGUCGAUUCAAUUUCAGGUCUACGCACAAUUGGUCUGGCCAAUAAUCCAGACUUGGGCGACAACGGACUUCGGCCGAUUGCUGAGGUGCUCAAGGAGGAUGCCUGGGUCAAGUCUAUCGAUGUGGAGAACUGCGGUCUCACCGAUUGUGGCGCUAACAUAAUAUUGGAGUGCCUCAGUUUGAAUAACGCCAUCACCGAGUUCAAUGUGCGGCAUAACGAUGGCAUCAGCAAGUUCCUAAUGCGUCAGAUACGGGAUCAUUUCGGCAAGGAGGAUGAGGAAAAGAUGAAGGAGCCGAAAUAUGAUCUCAGCUGCAUAAAUGGGCUGCAGAGUUUGCCCAAGAGCCAGAAGUACAGCGUUUCCCAGCUGCUUGCGCACACCAAGACCCUGGAGGAGCAGCUAUCCUUGGAGCGCACACUGCGCAAAAAGGCUGAGAAACUGAACGAGAAGCUCAACAACCAGCUUAUGUCCAUGGACCAGGGCACACCGAUGCCGCCGCCACCGCCCGAGAAAGUGGUGGACAACAAUGCACUGCCCAAGGGCUAUGUCCUAGUGAAGAACGACUUGCUGCAAUCCUUUACCAAAACCUUUAAGAACGGGCCGCCCACGGCCAGCCAGUUCAAUCAGUUGGUCAACAGCGCGGUCACCAGCUCCGAUUCAACUCCACGCAGCGCCAAUGCCACACUACGUAAGCAGCAGCAAAUGUAUGAAAUGGAGCAGGCUCCACCUGAGUUACAGGUGCAAGGAAACGACGACGAGAGCGAGCAAGCAUAUGCUGUGAUGGCCGACGGUCAGCAGAUGCGCCAGCAGCUCCAGGUGCGCAAGGUGCGCAGCGAAAUGAAAUAUGUUGAAGCAUUCUCCAAAGAAAAUGCCAAAAAACGCGAGUCCAAAUCUGAUCAUGAAUUUGCCAAUGAGCGCGAUUUCAAGCUUAAUCCCAAUGUGCAGUUUGAGGUGGACAUUGGCGACGGUUGCCUGGUGAACGAGCAGCAAAUGGAACGCAAACGCUAUGAGGGCCGCGAAGAUGGUGACUACUAUGAGCAGGACAUGGCACAGAAGCCACAUGGCAAUGCCCAGUACGAAGGCGAAUACAUUGGGGAUGGGGUGCGCAACGAUAAUCGCAAGCAUAUUGCCAAGAUCAAGAAACAGUAUAGUGAUAUAGGCAACAGCCAGAUGGCCUUGUACAUGGCCGAGCUGGAGCGUAAGAUUAACAGCAAGUCCAGCAAGAAGCGUCACAAAUCCAAGCAACAGUCAAAUGAAUCGAAUCAGGGGCGCGAGGCUGUGAAUGGCGAUUAUAUGCAGGUCGAAUCGUAUAUGGCGAAUAUGGAGGAUUCGUCGGUGGAUUCAGCCACGAAUGGCUCGGACUCUGAGGAAAAUGAGAAGACGGAAGGAACGGCACGUGGACAGGCAGAGAGUGCCAUGCAACCAAUGAAGGUAUUCAUGAGACGCACAACACACUACGAGGAAGAGGAAGUGGAACUAUGCGAUGAUAAAGACACUGAAGAUCAUAUUGUUUCGCCACGUUCCGUCUAUUUGGAUAUGCAGAGGAAAAAGAAUGAAAAUAAUCACUAAAUGCCAACCACCCGAUGCCGCAUCGACACCAACAACAGCAAGAAUAGGAAACUGGCAAUUUUUUGAUACGCUCUCAUAGCAGUCCCGACAGCUCGAACAGAAGAAGAAAAAAACACAACAAAAGAGGAAAGAAUAAACCAAGGAAACAAUACAGGUUUGUUCCACAAUCAGAGCAUGGGGCCAAAUUUGCAGUAACCAAACCCUGGAGAUUAAGUGUCACGCUAGUAGAUGGGAUUUAGCACGCGUUGGUUGUGUAUAUAGAAAUCUUAGUCCGAUCGCGGUUUAGGUUAUGCAGUUAAUUCAAAAUAAAAUACAUUUAAACUAUAUAUCAAGCGCCCACAACUUGCGCGAUUUUGUUAUAAGACAAAACAAAAAUAAAUACACUACAAAGCGCGGCAACAAUAAACUCAUGUAGCCCGAAUUGAAAUUGUUAAUAAAUCAGUAUUUGCGCCUUCCUCAAAUGA